This is a messenger RNA of Fomitopsis serialis, 1018 nucleotides long. RefSeq names its product ribosomal protein S5 domain 2-type protein. Gene Ontology annotation, biological process: U5 snRNA 3'-end processing; nuclear polyadenylation-dependent rRNA catabolic process; TRAMP-dependent tRNA surveillance pathway. Gene Ontology annotation, cellular component: cytoplasmic exosome (RNase complex); nuclear exosome (RNase complex). NCBI's taxonomy places the organism in Eukaryota, Fungi, Basidiomycota, Agaricomycetes, Polyporales, Fomitopsidaceae. The record is from RefSeq and is a predicted model, not a curated record. Bases 111 to 854 code for a protein of 247 amino acids. The transcript is spliced from 6 exons.
UCCCAAGCUCCUCCCUCCAUCGCCUCCCUGACAGUUAGGCUCACCGUUCCUGACGAGCGGCGAAAAACUGUCUCACAUCUCUUGACCCCGAACUCUCUCCUACAAUUUGCAUGAUGGUCGAAUCCGGACCCUCGACGUCCGCGGCCUCGACGUCCAAAGCAGACCAGGACGCCCUGCGCGCGGCGACCUUCCAGCGACUCCAUCCAAAAGUCUAUCUUGAGCGGUUCCUCGCGGAGAACGUGCGCCCGGAUGGCAGAGAGCUCGGCGGCUGGCGAGAGGUCUCGGUGAACGUAGGGUCGAUAUCCACCGCAGAUGGCUCUGCAUUAGUGAGAUUGGGGAAGACAACCGUUGUAUGCGGAGUCAAAGCCGAGAUUGCGGAGCCUGAGCUGGAUAGCCCAGAGGAUGGCUUUCUAGUUCCCAACCUAGACCUUCCUGCGAUAUGCCAUCCGAGGUUCAAGCCGGGCCCGCCCACGGAGGAGGCCCAGGUGCUCUCUGACAGACUAAACGAAGUGCUCGUUACGUCUGGUGUCAUCCCAACGAAGUCGUUGUGCAUCGAAGCAGGGAAAGCAGUGUGGGUCUUGUACGUCGACGCGACAUGCAUCAAUUAUGACGGGAAUGCAUUCGACGCUACGUUACUCGCCAUGGUGGCGGCUCUCAAAAACACCCGGCUACCGAAAACCAGCUUCGACGCAGAGACGGGCCGCACCAUCUGUUCAAGAAAAUCAAAAUCCCCUGUGCAUGUCAGCCGCUUACCGGCCUCGAUGUCCUUUGGGAUUUUCGAUAAUACACACGUACUCGCAGACCCCACAUCUUUGAGGAGCCCUUGCUCGACACCACAUUGUCCGUCGCGGUAGACGAGAACGGUGGCCUUGUAUCUGUGACCCAGCUCGGCCUAGGAAUUGUCGGAAACCAAGACGCGCUAGUGCAUUGCAUCAGUGCUGCUCGAACGCGUUGCUCUGAAGUCAUGGGACUGCUGGUCAAUAUAUCUUAGCCCAGGCUCAAACUGGAAGCAACCUCA